AUGCGCGCAGAGGGUCAGCAACAUCCCCAGUGAAAAACAACAACAAUCAGAACCGUGGGGCUGGAAACGGAGAUGGCCCCGUGAAAACGCAACACUUACACUUAUUUCAUUGAGACAAUUCCAGUCUCGUUGCUGCUAUUUUACCAGAAACUUUAUAUGUCGACGGUGUCGAGCCCAUGAACCUGGCCAGUCUGAGCGGGGAUGCUGGCGGAAGCCAGCUUCUCUUCGCCAACUUUAACCAGGACAACACGUCUUUGGCUGUUGGCACCAAAUCAGGAUACAAGUUUUUCUCCUUGUCGUCUGUGGACAAAUUGGAGCAGAUAUAUGAAUGUACUGACACAGAGGAUGUGUGCAUCGUGGAGCGCCUGUUCUCCAGCAGCCUGGUGGCCAUCGUGAGCCUGAAGGCACCCAGGAAGCUCAAAGUCUGUCACUUCAAGAAGGGAACUGAGAUCUGCAACUACUCUUAUUCAAACACCAUACUGGCUGUGAAACUGAACAGACAGAGGCUGAUUGUGUGUCUGGAAGAGUCGCUUUACAUUCACAACAUCAGAGACAUGAAAGUGCUGCACACCAUCAGAGAGACUCCACCCAACCCGUCAGGACUGUGUGCUCUCUCCAUCAGCAACGAUAACUGUUACUUGGCGUAUCCGGGCAGCGCCACGAUAGGGGAGGUCCAGGUGUUCGACACGGUCAACCUGAGGGCAGCCAACAUGAUUCCGGCUCACGACAGCCCCUUAGCGGCGUUGGCGUUCGAUGCCAGCGGCACCAAGCUGGCCACGGCUUCAGAGAAGGGCACGGUCAUCCGCGUCUUCUCCAUCCCAGAGGGACAGAAGCUCUUUGAGUUCCGGCGAGGCGUCAAGAGGUGUGUGAGCAUCUGCUCGCUGGCGUUCAGCAUGGAAGGCCUGUAUCUUUCUGCCUCAAGCAACACAGAGACGGUCCACAUUUUCAAAUUGGAGACGCAGAAGGAGAAGUAUGUGCCGGCUGAGGAGCCGACGACAUGGGGGGGUUACUUGGGGAAGGUGCUGAUGGCGUCCACCACCUACCUGCCUUCACAGGUCACAGAAAUGUUCACCCAGGGACGAGCUUUCGCCACCGUACGCCUGCCCUUCUGCGGACACAAAAACAUCUGCGCCUUAGCUGUGAUUCAGAAGAUUCCCAGGCUGCUGGUGGCAGCGGCCGACGGAUAUUUGUACCUGUACAACUUGGACCCUCAGGAGGGGGGGGAAUGCACGCUCAUGAAGCAGCACAGACUUGACAGCAGUGCCGAACCUCCCAAUGAGAUCCUGGAACAGGGCUCACAUGAUCGCCCCCUUGUGGCCCAAACCUACAGUGCUGCUGUCAGUAAAGGUUACUGCGAAGAGCAGGGCGCGGUGGGAGGGGCGGGGCUCGAGGAGGACCUGAACGACUUGCGCCUGGAGGAGGAGAACGAGCAGCCGCCGCUCAUCCUGGAAACCGACUGACCCCGACAGAACCCUAAAACCCUCCUCCCGACGUCCAGGGGCCUCUUCUGGUGCUGCUGUGAAAACACCAGACACGACGAGGGGCAGGGACGGGAUCAAAGGCUGGGGGAGGCGUUCAGGAACCUGCCUUUCAGUCUGUCUGUCUGUCUGUGCGUUGUUCGGUUCACAUACCAAUCACCUUUCUGCCCCCCUCUCCUCUCUCCACUCCUCCUCCGUCCCCUUUAGUUUGCCUGUGCGGGCCAGAAUCUGGAGCGUUUUGCAUGUACAUGUGCCAACUGCUACAAAAAAAAGAGCAAAAACAAACCAUGCUUCAUUGUGAAACUGAGCCCCCCCCCCCCCC
Xiphophorus hellerii (green swordtail) is the source of this 1800-nucleotide messenger RNA. It is a transcript of the gene wipi2, whose product is annotated as WD repeat domain, phosphoinositide interacting 2. The transcript has 12 exons. The record is from RefSeq and is a predicted model, not a curated record. Gene Ontology annotation, molecular function: protein binding. Lineage: Eukaryota; Metazoa; Chordata; Actinopteri; Cyprinodontiformes; Poeciliidae. Bases 177 to 1460 code for a protein of 427 amino acids.